ACGGGCUGGCACUGGCUGGCGCGGGAGCUUGUCGAGCUUGUUCAACGCUGAAGAUUGACAAGCAUAUGCCCUGAAACAGGAAGGAUGCUGCAGCAGUGCGGCACAGCUUGUCAGCACCAGUCCAAGUCCCAGUCCCAGUCCCAGUCCCAGUCCCAGGUGCUUUCUCGUGCAAUUCCCUUUCUCACCCUGCUGUCGCUGACCGUGUCUUGCCCUCGUUCUCGCUGUCGCAGUAUUUGUCUCUUCAUAUCUCCAUUUUGACUGUCUUUUCUUACGUCACGGGUAUAUACUCGCCCUUCAUGAGGGGUCUACUAUCGUUAGGUCUUGUGUGGGCUUCAUGCAUCUCAAGUGUUGCAAGCGAGAGGAUCGCCCUCACUGCGGUGCGAAAUGAGCAACUCAAAGAUGGGAGAAUCGAAGAGAGACAGCAGCCAGGCGUCGUUGCUGCCAACAUCUUUCUGCGAAGAGGGUAUCAUUCGUCGGUCGUCGCGGGCAAUUAUGUAUAUAUAGAUGGAGGAGCGUUUUCUUACUUGCAAGGAGGAUCUCUCCAAAUCCUCCACUCGACGACAACUUUAUCGAUCGACAUGUCUAAAUCGUGGACGAAUUCCUCCGUAGUCAUCAACUCAUUUUCGAAGCCGAACGGUGUUCCUUAUCUGGACGACGGCACACUUUGGUACAACGAGAAGGAAAGUACACUCCAGAUUGGUUUCACUGGGGCUGCUGCACGGUUCAACAAUCCCGAGCAAGCAGGGUACCCAUUAGGAAUGUGGUCUUUCAAAUUAGACGGUCAAGGUGGAGGAACAUGGAGUCAAGAUACUGCUGCCACUGAUGCCAUCACGAGCGCGGGGUUGACAAGACCUUACCAAGGAUUGUCAGCGUUCGGCGGAGACACUGCGAUCAGUAUUGGAGGCUAUGAGAACUCCAGGACAGUUCCGGAGAAUGCGAAUGUCACCGACCAAAUACCAAUCCCUGGAAUCGUCCAGUACAAUAUGACGACCGGAACUUUCACAAAUUCGAGCGCUGCUGGGUACAAUUUCAACGGGACUGCCGAGCGUGGCACGGUUCAUUAUAUCCCAUUUUUUGGACCGAAAGGCGUUUACAUCAUCCUCAGUGGGGAUAUUUCUCGGCGCAAUUUAUAUUCUGCUGCAGAGAACAUCCAACCGUUCAGUACGUUGACUUUGUACGAUCCAGCUACCGGAACAUUCUUCAAUCAAACUGCCAGCGGCAAUAUUCCCAAUGGACGAAUUGAGUUCUGCGCGACUGGCGCAAAUUCAACAAACGGUACAUAUGAGAUCUUUGUGUACGCUGGUUGGGCAGGCCGCUUAGGAAAUCAGGCCCUACCAUAUGACGAAAUGUAUAUCCUUACAUUACCAGCCUUUCAAUGGAUCAAGGUUCCUUACGCACCAGCAAAACCGCGACACGGUCUCACCUGCGAAACUGUUGGAAAGCGACAAAUGUUGGUGAUCGGAGGUGUUGAUACACUGCAAGAUGAAGCAACCAAUGCGGCACGAACUUUGGACCUGGUGACUUUCUCCACAAGAGACCAAUUCACGCAAGGCCUUGCCAUCUUCGACAUGACAACUUUGACCUGGUCUGAGCAGUACGAUGCAAAUGCCGCAGCCUAUGAGCAAUCCGACCCCGUGAAAAACUUCUAUGCCUCAAAUCCCCGCGAGCCAUCCACCUGGGCAUCACCAACUCUCAAGGACCUGUUUUCUGUUACCCAUUUCACUAACACCUCAUCCCCAUCCUCAACAUCACCCGCCAAUCCCACCGGCACCGGCACACCAGACCCCGAUAAGAAAAGCUCCAACAUCGGCGCGAUUGUCGGCGGCGUCGUCGGUGGUCUCGCAGUUCUCGCUCUCAUAAUCGGUGUCUUCUUGUUUUUGCGCCGCCGUAAGCGCCGUGCCGCAGCCUCUGAACUCCCCUCCAAUAACACCAACUACGUCGCAGGAGGCCAAAACGACACUGCGUACCAGGGCGAGUACAGAGGCGAUCACAAACCGUACGCGGCGCUGAUGUCUGAAGCUCCUGGCUCGGAUGUUCAUGGUAGAGAGGGGUAUCCGCAGGAGUUGAAUUCGCAGCCGCAGCACUAUGAGAUGGAUGCUAGGCAGCGGCAUGAACUGGCUUGAUUUCGACUAGUGGAAAUUGUGGUGGUUGUGGUUCUGAGAAUGGUGGCAGUCUCUCUUUUGAAUACCCUUGGUUUACGACAUUUAUUUGCAUUUCUGGCAUUUUGGUGGUCUGGGAUGACAUAUAGCGGGAGUUCUUGGAUAUCUGAUCAGAUGAAUGAAAAUACAAGGUAGCAUUGUAUAGUUGUAUUUAAAUGGACGGUUGGUUUGUGAUUAGUUUAAAGGCGGAGGAGAUGGUAAAAUUAUUAAUAUCAGCAUCUAUCUCCCAUUUCUCUACUUUACGACGAUCAAAUGAAGUAUUAUCAGC
Molecule: messenger RNA, 2427 nt
Organism: Cadophora gregata
Lineage: Eukaryota; Fungi; Ascomycota; Leotiomycetes; Helotiales; Ploettnerulaceae
Exons: 5
Coding region: 297-2123 (608 amino acids)
Molecular function (GO): protein binding
Source: RefSeq, a predicted model, not a curated record